Messenger RNA from Podospora pseudocomata, 1092 nucleotides. RefSeq lists its product as uncharacterized. The record is from RefSeq and is a predicted model, not a curated record. Gene Ontology annotation, biological process: protein stabilization. Gene Ontology annotation, molecular function: adenyl-nucleotide exchange factor activity; protein-folding chaperone binding. The transcript has a single exon. Bases 1 to 1092 code for a protein of 363 amino acids. Lineage: Eukaryota; Fungi; Ascomycota; Sordariomycetes; Sordariales; Podosporaceae. Gene Ontology annotation, cellular component: cytoplasm.
AUGCGUCGCUACGGUUUCUCCAGUCGCCCAAGCCUCUCUCCUUUUAGCUCCAGCCUCGGCCAUGGCGGCGUCCCCAACGUCACCGACGAGGACUUCAGCUACAUCACCUCGCAGGAUCUUCAGGACCAAGGCGUAGACGUCCCUAGCCGUUCCUAUGCCCCUCCAUCACAGUACUACGACGUCUACUCCUCCUCUGCCCCGUCCCAGGCUUACUUGCGUAACAAGCCUGAAGACGAUGUUAUGCUGGUCAAGUACCAGGGCAUCACCUACCCGGAACACUUUCCCGCCUACUGCAUCGGCGACGGAAAAUUGCUUGUCAGCGAUGUGCGGGAGCGUGUGCGGAUGAUCAUGGACCUCACAGACCGCCAGGCAAAGCGUGUCAAGCUCUACUACAAGGGACGCCGGCUGAGAGAUGCCGACGCUCCUGUAAGGGAAUAUGGUGUCAAGAACAACAGCGAGGUCCUUAUGGUCUUGGAUGAUUCAGGUCAGGCAAGCAGCGAGGACAGCAACGAGGAGUUGGUUGUUGUCGGCCGCAACAAGUACGAAGGCCAGGUGAUCAGGAAUGGGCGCGAGAAGAGUCACCGAUAUGCCCCUUCCUCGCCGAGGACAAGCCGGAGGGAUGGCUUCGGGGGACGCAGCCCUCGGGAGACCACAUCAUCUUUCGGCAGCCUCGACAUUCCGGCCGAUGAUGGCAGAGGCUACAGACGGGCCAAGUCCAGGGUUCGGACUCAGUCUCCCUCGGGAUCGGCCCUGUCCACUGCCAGCGCCCCCAACCUUCCUUCUAUUUCACCUCCCCCUAUGGGCAAGCCUGGCGGUCCUAUUCAGCGACUUAACAACCUCGCCCUUCAUUUUGAGACGACACUUCUUCCCUUGUGCAUCGACUUUAUGGCACGGCCACCCCCGGACGCCGGGGAAAGAGAAAAGGAGCACAGGAAGAUUUCGGAGACGAUUAUGCAGCAGGUGAUUCUCAAGCUCGACGAGGUCGAUACCUCGACAGAAGAUGGAGCCAGAGCUAGAAGAAAGGAGUUGGUCAAGUAUGUCCAGGACAUCUUAAAGCUCGUUGAUGAUGUCAAGGCGAAGGGAAGGGUAUAA